Messenger RNA from Odobenus rosmarus divergens (Pacific walrus), 6464 nucleotides. RefSeq names its product slit homolog 2 (Drosophila) (gene SLIT2). Gene Ontology annotation, molecular function: calcium ion binding; heparin binding; Roundabout binding. Lineage: Eukaryota; Metazoa; Chordata; Mammalia; Carnivora; Odobenidae. Bases 333 to 4937 code for a protein of 1534 amino acids. Gene Ontology annotation, biological process: negative chemotaxis; negative regulation of cell growth; retinal ganglion cell axon guidance. The transcript is spliced from 38 exons. The record is from RefSeq and is a predicted model, not a curated record.
AGACAGACGACGCGUGAUCUCCUCACCGCAGCUUUGGGGUCUCCUUGUAGCCUUGGCCUGGCCGAUUGAUCUUCAGGACCUAAAGUUGCCGGAGGAGCGCCUGCCCUGCUGGAGGAGGGUGGAGGGGAGGUGGGAGACGCGUACCUGUGUCAGCUCUACUGCCCUGAAUAUUAUUACUGUUACUUCCAUAUUAUUUUGUGUACAUUUACCCGGACACGCUGGGUUCCUAGCCCCGCGCCAGAUACUGGGCCUCAGACACAGCGCGAUUCGCGCGGAGAAACGAGCUAAAGAGGAACCCCCCGCGCCGGCGAGCGAGGAGGCGGCGGGGGAAGAUGAGUGGCGUGGGUUGGCAGACGCUGUCCCUGUCGCUGGGGUUAGUGCUGGUGAUCCUGAACGAGGUGGCGCCGCAGGCGUGCCCGGCGCAGUGCUCCUGCUCGGGCAGCACAGUGGACUGUCACGGGCUGGCGCUGCGCAGCGUGCCCAGGAAUAUACCCCGCAACACCGAGAGACUGGAUUUGAAUGGAAAUAACAUCACACGGAUUACCAAGACAGAUUUUGCUGGUCUUCGACACCUAAGAGUUCUUCAGCUUAUGGAGAAUAAGAUUAGCACCAUUGAAAGAGGAGCAUUCCAGGAUCUUAAAGAACUGGAGAGACUGCGUUUAAACAGAAAUCACCUUCAGCUGUUUCCUGAGUUGCUGUUUCUUGGGACUUCGAAGCUGUAUAGGCUUGAUCUCAGUGAAAAUCAAAUUCAGGCAAUUCCAAGGAAGGCUUUCCGUGGGGCAGUUGACAUUAAAAAUCUGCAACUGGAUUACAACCAGAUCAGCUGUAUUGAAGAUGGGGCAUUUAGGGCUCUGCGGGACUUGGAAGUGCUCACUCUCAACAAUAACAACAUUACUAGACUUUCUGUGGCAAGUUUCAACCAUAUGCCUAAACUUAGGACUUUUCGACUGCACUCGAACAAUCUGUAUUGCGACUGCCACCUGGCCUGGCUUUCUGACUGGCUGCGCCAGAGGCCCCGGGUUGGUCUCUACACUCAGUGUAUGGGCCCGUCCCACCUGCGGGGCCAUAACGUAGCUGAGGUGCAAAAACGCGAAUUUGUCUGCAGUGAUGAGGAAGAAGGUCACCAGUCCUUUAUGGCUCCUUCUUGCAGUGUUCUGCACUGUCCAGCUCCUUGUACGUGUAGCAACAAUAUCGUAGACUGUCGUGGGAAAGCUCUCACUGAGAUCCCCACGAAUCUGCCAGAGACCAUCACAGAAAUACGUUUGGAACAGAACUCAAUCAAGGUCAUCCCUCCUGGAGCUUUCUCACCAUAUAAAAAGCUUAGAAGAAUUGACCUGAGCAAUAAUCAGAUCUCUGAACUAGCACCAGAUGCUUUCCAAGGACUACGCUCUCUGAAUUCACUUGUCCUCUAUGGAAAUAAAAUCACGGAACUCCCAAAAAGUUUAUUUGAAGGACUAUUUUCCUUACAGUUACUAUUAUUGAAUGCCAACAAGAUAAACUGCCUUCGGGUAGAUGCUUUUCAGGAUCUGCACAACUUGAACCUUCUCUCCUUGUACGACAACAAGCUUCAGACCAUUGCCAAGGGGACUUUUUCACCUCUCCGGGCCAUUCAGACCAUGCAUUUGGCCCAGAACCCCUUUAUUUGUGACUGCCAUCUCAAGUGGCUGGCGGAUUAUCUCCAUACCAACCCCAUCGAGACCAGUGGUGCCCGCUGCACCAGCCCCCGGCGUCUGGCAAACAAAAGAAUCGGACAAAUCAAAAGCAAGAAAUUCCGUUGUUCAGCUAAAGAACAGUAUUUCAUUCCAGGUACAGAAGAUUAUCGAUCAAAAUUAAGUGGGGACUGCUUUGCAGAUUUGGCUUGCCCUGAAAAGUGCCGCUGUGAAGGAACCACAGUAGAUUGCUCCAAUCAAAAACUCACCAAAAUCCCAGACCACAUUCCCCAGUACACUGCAGAGCUGCGUCUCAAUAAUAAUGAAUUCACAGUGUUGGAAGCUACAGGAAUCUUCAAGAAACUUCCGCAGUUACGUAAAAUAAACUUUAGCAACAAUAAGAUUACAGACAUUGAAGAAGGAGCAUUUGAAGGAGCUUCUGGUGUCAAUGAAAUACUUCUCACGAGUAAUCGCUUGGAAAAUGUUCAGCAUAAGAUGUUCAAGGGAUUAGAAAGCCUGAAAACUUUGAUGUUGAGAAGUAAUCGUAUAAGCUGUGUUGGCAAUGAUAGUUUCAUAGGACUGAGUUCUGUGCGUUUGCUUUCUUUAUAUGAUAAUCAAAUUACUACCAUCGCACCAGGGGCAUUUGAUACUCUCCAUUCUUUAUCUACUCUAAACCUGUUGGCCAAUCCUUUUAACUGCAACUGCUACCUGGCUUGGCUGGGUGAAUGGCUAAGGAAGAAAAGAAUUGUAACCGGAAAUCCUCGCUGUCAGAAACCAUACUUCCUCAAAGAAAUCCCCAUCCAGGAUGUCGCCAUUCAAGACUUCACCUGUGAUGAUGGCAAUGAUGAGAGUAGCUGUUCUCCACUCUCUCGCUGCCCCACGGAAUGCACAUGCUUGGAUACAGUGGUCCGAUGCAGCAACAAGGCCUUGAAGGUCUUGCCCAAAGGUAUUCCCAGAGACGUCACUGAAUUGUAUCUGGAUGGGAACCAAUUUACAUUGGUGCCUAAGGAGCUCUAUAACUACAAACAUUUAACACUUAUAGACUUAAGUAACAACCGAAUAAGCACCCUUUCUAAUCAAAGCUUCAGCAACAUGACCCAGCUCCUCACCUUAAUUCUUAGUUACAACCGUUUGAGAUGUAUUCCUCCUCGAACCUUCGAUGGCUUGAAGUCUCUCCGAUUACUUUCAUUACAUGGAAAUGACAUUUCUGUUGUGCCUGAAGGUGCUUUCAAUGAUCUUUCUGCGUUAUCACACCUGGCAAUUGGAGCCAACCCUCUUUACUGUGAUUGUAACAUGCAGUGGUUAUCGGACUGGGUAAAGUCGGAAUACAAAGAACCCGGAAUUGCUCGCUGUGCCGGUCCUGGAGAAAUGGCAGAUAAAUUAUUACUCACGACUCCCUCCAAAAAAUUUACAUGCCAAGGUCCCGUGGAUGUCAGUAUUCUAGCUAAAUGUAAUCCCUGCUUAUCAAACCCAUGUAAAAACGAUGGCACCUGUAACAAUGAUCCAGUUGACUUUUAUCGCUGUACCUGUCCCUAUGGUUUCAAGGGACAAGACUGUGAUGUCCCGAUUCAUGCAUGCAUCAGUAACCCAUGUCAACAUGGAGGAACUUGCCACUUAAAGGAAGGAGAAAAAGACGGAUUCUGGUGUAUUUGUGCUGAUGGAUUUGAAGGAGAAAAUUGUGAAGUCAAUGUUGACGACUGUGAAGAUAAUGACUGUGAAAAUAACUCUACAUGUGUGGAUGGAAUUAAUAACUACACGUGCCUUUGUCCACCUGAGUACACAGGCGAGUUGUGUGAGGAGAAGCUGGACUUCUGUGCCCAGGACCUGAACCCCUGCCAACACGACUCCAAGUGCAUCCUGAUGCCAAAGGGAUUUAAGUGCGACUGCACACCAGGGUAUGUGGGUGAGCACUGCGACAUUGACUUUGAUGACUGCCAAGAUCACAAGUGUAGAAACGGAGCCCACUGCACGGAUGCAGUGAACGGCUAUACAUGCAUCUGCCCUGAAGGUUACAGUGGCCUGUUCUGUGAAUUUUCUCCACCCAUGGUCCUCCCUCGAACCAGCCCCUGUGAUAACUUUGAUUGUCAGAAUGGAGCCCAGUGCAUCAUCAGGAUAAAUGAGCCCAUCUGCCAGUGUUUGCCGGGCUACCAGGGAGAGAAGUGUGAAAAGUUGGUCAGCGUGAAUUUUGUCAACAAAGAGUCUUAUCUUCAAAUUCCUUCAGCCAAGGUCCGGCCUCAAACGAACAUCACCCUACAGAUUGCCACAGAUGAAGACAGCGGAAUCCUUCUGUAUAAGGGCGACAAGGACCAUAUUGCCGUCGAACUGUACCGGGGACGGGUCCGCGCCAGCUACGACACCGGCUCACACCCGGCUUCUGCCAUUUACAGUGUGGAGACGAUCAAUGAUGGAAACUUUCACAUUGUGGAGCUACUUGCCCUGGAUCAGAGUCUCUCCCUCUCCGUGGAUGGAGGGAGCCCCAAAAUCAUCACCAACUUGUCAAAGCAGUCCACUCUGAAUUUUGACUCUCCCCUCUAUGUAGGAGGCAUGCCAGGGAAGAACAACGUGGCUGCGGCACUGCGCCAGGCUCCCGGGCAGAACGGAACCAGCUUCCACGGCUGCCUCCGCAACCUCUACAUCAACAGCGAGCUGCAGGACUUCCGCAAGGUGCCCAUGCAGACCGGCAUUCUGCCCGGCUGUGAGCCGUGCCACAAGAAGGUGUGCGCCCACGGCACGUGCCGGCCCAGCAGCCAGUCGGGCUUCAGCUGUGAGUGUGAGGAAGGCUGGACCGGGCCCCUCUGUGACCAGAGGACCAAUGACCCCUGUCUUGGAAAUAAAUGUGUGCACGGCACCUGCUUGCCCAUCAAUGCGUUCUCCUACAGCUGUAAGUGUCUGGAGGGCCACGGCGGUGUGCUCUGUGAUGAAGAGGAGGAUCUGUUUAACCCCUGCCAGGCGAUCAAGUGCAAGCAUGGGAACUGCAGGCUCUCGGGACUGGGGCAGCCCUACUGUGAAUGCAGCAGUGGGUACACUGGAGACGGCUGUGACCGAGAAAUCUCUUGUCGAGGGGAGCGGAUACGAGAUUAUUACCAAAAGCAGCAGGGCUAUGCCGCUUGCCAGACAACCAAGAAGGUGUCCCGGUUGGAAUGCAGAGGUGGGUGUGCGGGAGGACAGUGCUGCGGACCUCUGAGGAGCAAGCGGCGGAAAUACUCUUUCGAAUGCACUGAUGGGUCUUCGUUUGUGGAUGAGGUCGAGAAGGUGGUGAAGUGUGGUUGUUCCAGGUGUGCCUCCUAAUUGUGCCCCUGGCACCUUGUGUCUUUGGGGAAUGUUGUCUACUUCUCGACUGCGGUGGACUCAUUAAUGCUUCAUAGUGGAAAUAUUUGAAAUAUAUUGUAAAAUACAGAACAGACUUAUUUUUAUUAUGAGAAUAAAGACCUUUUUUUUUUUUUCUGCAUUCUGGAAAAAAAAAAAAAUGCUUGAACUAACGCUUCCCCGGUGAGAGAGAAGUAGGAAGAGAGAGAGAACCCGGAGGCCUCGGCCCACGGGUGGGAAGCGUUGCGACGCGAAUUCAUCUUUGCAACAUGCUGAAGACGAGGGAGAGCCAAGCUCCUGUGUGCUGCGUGACAUCAGCACCCAGACCGUAAAGCCCCUGUGGCCUCGUGCCCGUCUCUGGGGCUCACGAGGAUACACCGAGCACCUGUGUGGGAUUGAGGAUGGUUGAGGAUGCAAGGUGGAGGAGGGGAACUCGAGAAUUCACUGAACACGCGGUUGAGAAAUAUUCGGUGCAAAACAGUGUCCUUGAAGACCUGGGUUCUGUUCACGAGAGGGUUGGGAGAGCUAACCUAACAGGUGUAUCUUCUUUUUAAACGUCAGCAUGUUAGCAGAAGCAGCACACAAAAGUGUUUAUCUACCGUUUUCCAGUAUUAAUUUUUUUGUAAUAUAAAUGAUAAAGGAGAUGAUAAAGAACCAAUAGAUUAUUGAUAAAUAAAUUAGUAAUAAUAUGAAUUUUUGUUUCUAUGAGUUCAAAACAGCCCUAUACAGUAUGCAGUUCCGAUGAGAAAUAUUUAUUGUAUCAAAGGACAUUGUACUUAACAUGGUAGGCCAUUCUUUUACUGUUUCUCAAUGCUUUAAUAUAUAUUAAUUUAUAAUUGUCCUGAUAUUUUUGUAUAUUUUUCAAACUUAAAAAUCAGGAUUGGGGUGGGGGGGGUUGGCCAUAGUACUAACAUAGGCUGUUAUAUUGGGAUAAAUAUGUGUUGAUCGGUUUGUUUACCCUGACAUCUGACCACUGGUGUCACCGACCUACUGGCCUCAUUCAGGACACCUGCAGAGAGUAUGUAAAGUCUAUGCGUGAGACGGUCUUUGUACAGAAAGAAGGGGCCAGCCCCUCUGCAGCGUGUCCUCCCAGAACAGAAAUGGUGUGUAGCAAUCGACACUAGAAAAGUAGAUAUUUUACAAAUUAAUAUUUCCUUGACAUUUUUUGCCCUUUUAUCAGGGGCGGGGGGCAGAGAGAAAAGGCUGUAAUGUCAAGAACUGUGAUUUUCUUUUUCCAAACAAUAAAGCUCCUUUAUUACCUUAAUGUUCCCAUGUUAACGUUUGCUGCUAAAUUACAAUGUAGAAUUGCUAAUGAUUUAUAGAGGACUGUGCUCUUCCCUUAUGAAAAUCCCAGGGUACCCUGUGAAGAUGCAGCUGUUCCUUUCCAAAAACUUUUUUUAUGCAGAAAAUUAGAUGUACAUGUAUAAUUCAGUGUGCUUUGUCUUUCUCCAGACUAAUAUCAGUUAUACUACUGAUGUUUGUAAAUUAAACAGAUAUUUACUUCACUAA